Messenger RNA from Sphaeramia orbicularis (orbiculate cardinalfish), 2295 nucleotides. RefSeq lists its product as uncharacterized. Gene Ontology annotation, molecular function: protein serine/threonine kinase activity; carbohydrate binding; RNA endonuclease activity. Gene Ontology annotation, biological process: IRE1-mediated unfolded protein response; intrinsic apoptotic signaling pathway in response to endoplasmic reticulum stress; mRNA processing. Lineage: Eukaryota; Metazoa; Chordata; Actinopteri; Kurtiformes; Apogonidae. The transcript is spliced from 7 exons. Gene Ontology annotation, cellular component: IRE1-TRAF2-ASK1 complex. The record is from RefSeq and is a predicted model, not a curated record. The coding region runs from base 30 to 1475 and encodes 481 amino acids.
UUAGGUCAGUCCACGCUAAGCCAGAGAACAUGUUAACUUAUGACAGACUUGUUCAUUAUGCAGCACAAAACAAUGCAGGAAAAAGAUUGUGUCCACACCCAAAUAACUCCAAUCAAUCUUCUACUUAUGAUAAAUGUACUAUGGCACCAGAGAACCACUUUGACUGUGCAAGAGAUGGAGUUCUCAGCCAAAAAGAGUGCGAAGACAGAGGCUGCUGCUGUGCCCCUCUGCCUGACACUGCAGGACCACCUUGGUGCUUCUAUCUUCAUUUGUACCCUGGUUACAUCAUGGGUCCCCUCAGUCCCACCAGGAGAGGACAGGCGUCCACUCUGACCCGUGCCAAACCCUCCUAUCUGCCCAAAGACAUCUCCACUCUCCACCUAGAAGUCAUAGAAGAUUCUGCAGGCUGUUUACACCUGACUGUAAAGGACCCGUCAUAUCCAUGGUAUGAAGUACAGCUUCCAGGUGAACCUCAUUCAGGUGCUCACGGAAAAACUGAUUCCCAGGACACUUUCUAUCACACUGAAUUCCACCCUGACCCAUUUGGGUUUAUUGUAUGGCGAAAAUCCAAUGGAAGAGUAAUUGUGAACACUACAGUUUCUCCUCUGCUGUUUGCUGACCAGUACCUGCAGCUGUCCACCGCACUGGCCUCCACUUUUGUGUCUGGGCUUGGAGAGCAUUACACCUCCCUCCGUCUGGACCUUAACUGGACUUCUCUGACUCUCUGGAACAGAGACAUGGCCCCUCAUUUCAAGAGGAGGAUGGCUUUGCACAUGGAGUUUUCCUGCUUAACAGCAAUGCAGUUGAAUGUCAGUGACAGAAUUGAAAAGGAACCGCUGGACGGACCAGUCGUGAGACAACUGGAAAGAGGGGGAAGGGCUGUUGUCAAGGGUGAUUGGAGAGAACACAUCACAGUACCACUGCAGACAGAUCUACGGAAAUUCCGCUCCUAUAAAGGUGGGUCAGUUCGAGACCUGCUGCGUGCAAUGAGAAACAAGAAACACCAUUACAGAGAGUUGCCUGCUGAGGUCCAGGAGACUCUAGGCUCCAUCCCUGAUGACUUUGUGUCUUACUUCACAUCCCGCUUCCCUCACCUCCUCAUGCACACCUACCUGGCCAUGCGGACCUGUGCGCCUGAGAGGCCUUUCCUGCCUUACUAUUCCACUUCAUCGCAGCUUACAAAAACACAGGCCCAGCUCACACACUGUGGGUCACAAAGACAGGAUGAACCAUGCACACAACACCCAACAAACACAUCACCACAACCUGGACAGUCAUCACAAGAGGUGCAGGUCUCCACAGCACCUGCUGAAGUGUUACUCCCUUCAUCACCUGAUUUUCCAGUUCAGACAAUAAAGCCAGAAGACUUGCACAGUCAGACUAAUGUCUCAGAAUCAUCUGCAGUUCCUGUCGGGCAAAAAGAAUCCAGUCACUCACUGUCAGAUGCUCCUGCACUGGACAAUGAUCCAGUCUGAACCAGACCACAGUUAGUGGACCCAGCACAGACGGGGGGGCAUUGCCUUAAAGCAUGGACACCAAAGGGACAGUUGCAGUGCUGGUGAGGACCAGGCCUGCAGUGCCUGAGAUCCACCAAAGGCAUGGCAGCUGCACCCUGAACCAAGUGCCUUCUGCUCUUCUGGUAAACGUUUCCCUGCAGAACCGUCCAGGUCUGUUUCUGCCUUGAAAAGUCACAUAACCAACAAGAUUUUGUUGGACAUUAUAUUGUAGCUGGACUGUGAAAAGUGAAUAUUUUAUUUUAUUUUAUAAUGUCCAAACAUAGUGUUUAUCCCAAAAGUGCCUGGCCUUUAUUGUAGGAAACAUGUGGAUGUUGUUAUUUUGGGGGGGUUGGUUUUAUUGUGCAAUGUUGUAUUUCUUGGUGAACUUGUUCACUGCACAGAUACUGUAUGUAUAUUUUUGUAUAGACUGAUUCAAAAUUUGGAUCAUUGAUGAUAAAUGUUUAAAUGUAGCUACGGUGCCUUUUUUUUUUUUUUUUAAAGAUAUCACUAUGCUGUGUGGGUACAGAUCGUUUAAAUUGACUAUGCUAAAUGUGAUCGAUUCCAGUUAAUGCUGCUAGACUGCUUCUCUUUUGUCAAUCAAGUGACUCGAUAAGAGUGGACUGUUCCAAAGAUUGUUCACGUUGGCAUCUGAAUACAGUAGGUAAUUGAUUCCUCAUGAUUAUGUUGUCAAAUAAGAGAUGAGGUCAUGAUGCAAAAUGCUUCUGUGUAACUUUUAAAGGGUGUCAAAGUUAAUGAAGUUAAUGACUUGCACAUUAAAUUCUAAUAUUUUUAUACUUGA